AGGCAGCAGGACGGCCCACUCGCGAUCUCUCUCUCUCUCUCUCUCGUCGCUGCAUAUUCUCACGAGCAGAAUGAAUGUUAUUAUCCUGGUAGCAUGUUGUGUAUGCUUAGUGGCUGGACGCCCGCAAUAUGCCAACCCUACCGCCACGCCCAUACCCAUCCUGUUGGACCAAAGGAUACCCAUCGACCAGCUUGGUGGAUACGGGUUCAAGAUCCAAACCGGAAACGGCAUCGCGUGGCAGGAGACGGGAGCGGCGACCUCGAAGAGCGGACAGUACACAUUCACGCACCCCGACGGCACCCCGCACGCCCUCUCGUACACCGCGGGCGUGGGCGGCUUCCUUCCGGUGUCCGACCUCCUCCCGACGCCCCAUCCUCUCGAACCUUGGCAUAUUGAGCAGAUUCGAUUCGCUGAAAGCCAAAGAGCGGCGACGGCUUCGGUUUCAGCGGCGACGGCUGUUCAGAUCAAGAAAUGAGAUGUUCGUCUUUGUUUUAUGUAGUUAAUACUCAGUUAUUCUUUAUUUUUUUCUAAUGUAGUGCUAUUUUCUUAAAUAAAUAAAUAAUAAUA
This is a messenger RNA of Penaeus vannamei (Pacific white shrimp), 567 nucleotides long. RefSeq names its product cuticle protein AM1199. The record is from RefSeq and is a predicted model, not a curated record. NCBI's taxonomy places the organism in Eukaryota, Metazoa, Arthropoda, Malacostraca, Decapoda, Penaeidae.